Varanus komodoensis (Komodo dragon) is the source of this 4850-nucleotide messenger RNA. It is a transcript of the gene ADCY4, whose product is annotated as adenylate cyclase 4. The transcript is spliced from 21 exons. Gene Ontology annotation, cellular component: plasma membrane. Gene Ontology annotation, biological process: adenylate cyclase-activating G protein-coupled receptor signaling pathway; intracellular signal transduction; cAMP biosynthetic process. The record is from RefSeq and is a predicted model, not a curated record. Gene Ontology annotation, molecular function: adenylate cyclase activity. NCBI's taxonomy places the organism in Eukaryota, Metazoa, Chordata, Lepidosauria, Squamata, Varanidae. Bases 384 to 2882 code for a protein of 832 amino acids.
GUAACAGGGCAUCGUGCUCUAGGAAAGCUCCUGGAUUUCCGAGGAAGUGAGUUGUAGCGAAAAGGGGGAGCCAAAAAGAUUUCAGGUCCUGUGAUCCCAAACUUUCUGCAUGGAGGAUGCUGACUUCCCCUGACCCACAAAGAUUUUCCUGAGCCUUGUGAUCCACAGGGUGAUCUGCAAAGUUGUGGCUUUCCAUUCAUAGCCAAGGGGGCUUUCUCCACCUGGCUGGACUCAUCCGCUUUGACCAUGGGAGUCCACAGCCUUGACCAGCAGCAGCUUUUGUGACAGCAAGGGGUGCUGGGUCACCAUGCUGCAGCAGUCCUAAGGACAAGGAGCGGGUGACAUUUCCGUGCAAGGUAGACCCUGGCGGGGGUGAGGAAGCCAUGCCCUGCCAACGUCGCCUGCAGGCAUCCAGCGACACCCCUCGAGAGGACCUCUAUUACCAAACCUAUUACAGCUUGAGCCAGCAGUAUCCCCUGAUCCUUCUCCUCCUGGUCAUCGUGCUGGGCAUCUGUGUGUCUCUCACUGCUGCGUCCUUCGCCGAUGGCAGGGAUUUCUCCUCCAACCUGGGUUUUCUGAUUACAUUAUUUGUUUCUCUGACCGUCUUCAGCCUCAUCCUGGUCCUGGUGUGCAUUGAAAGCAUCUUCCAGCAAUGCACCCGGCUCUUCUCUGCCAUCAUCUGGACCUGCCUGAUCACCAUGGGCUACGUCUUUGUCUUCACAGGAGGGGUGGUCAGUGCCUGGGACCAGGUCUCCUUCUUCCUCUUCAUCAUCUUCAUUGUCUACACCAUGUUGCCUGUUGGCAUGAAAGACGCAGUGGCGGCUGGCAUGAUCUCCUCUCUCUCACACAUCAUAGUCCUGACUGUCUACCUCUCAAUGGGGCAUGGCUCACAGAUGGAUUUGGCUGUGCAGCUCUUGGCCAACCUUGUCAUCUUUGUCUGUGGCAACUUGGUGGGUGCUUACCACAAGCACCUGAUGGAGGUGGCCUUGGGAGAGACCUUUCAUGAGACUUUCAACCUCAUCCAGUCCCGAGUCAAGCUGGAGUCAGAAAAGCGGCACCAGGAACAUCUGCUCCUGUCCAUCCUUCCUGCCUACAUUGCCUUGGAGAUGAAGGCUGAGAUCAUUGAGCGGCUGCGGGAUGGAGGCCAGGCACAGCGUCGGCAUGAGAGCGCCAACAAUUUCCAUAACCUCUAUGUCAAACGGCACCAGAACGUCAGCAUCCUGUACGCAGACAUUGUGGGGUUCACACUCUUGGCCAGCGAAUGCUCCCCCAAGGAGCUGGUCCUUAUGCUCAAUGAACUCUUCGGCAAGUUCGAUCAGAUUGCCAAGGAUAACGAGUGCAUGAGGAUCAAGAUCUUGGGCGACUGCUACUACUGCGUCUCUGGGCUGCCUGUGUCACUGCCCAACCAUGCCCGAAACUGCGUCAAGAUGGGCCUUGACAUGUGCCAAGCCAUCAAGAAGCUGCGUGAUGCCACGGGGGUGGACAUCAACAUGAGAGUUGGAGUCCAUUCGGGAAACGUCCUGUGUGGGGUGAUUGGACUCCAGAAAUGGCAAUAUGAUGUGUGGUCAGAUGAUGUGACACUAGCCAACCACAUGGAAGCCGGAGGCGUGCCAGGGAGGGUUCACAUCACAGAGGCCACCUUGUCACACCUGGGCAAAGUGUAUGAAGUGGAAGAAGUGUGUUGCUGGCCACGUGAUUCGUACCUGAGAGAGAACCGCAUCAAAACCUUUCUGGUUGUUGAUCCGAGGGCUGAAGAAGAGAGCUCCAAGAACACCCUUUCACCUGUGCCAGGUGAGGGCGACAAGAUGAGGGCAUCAGUCCGGAUGACACGCUACCUGGAGUCCUGGGGAGCUGCCAAACCCUUUGCCAACCUCAAGCAGCUGGAUGCCCUUCCUACAGAGCCAGCAGGGUUUGUCCGGAACAACCACUCGGAGAUCUCUCUGGGGUCUUUGAACCAGCAGAAGAGCAUGGAGCGGGGCCGUGUCCCCAGGAGCCCGGAUGAAGACCUGGAAGGAGUGGAUGAGAAGUUCUUCCAACUGAUCGAGCAGCUUAACUCACAGAAGCAAUGGAAGAAGUCAGAAGAUCUGAAUCGCAUCACACUGUACUUCAAGGAGCAAUCCCUUGAGAAGGAGUACCGCCUCUCAGCACUCCCAUCUUUUAACUACUACACGGCCUGUACCUUCCUGGUUUUCACCUCCAACUUCAUCAUCCAGAUCCUCGUGGUUUAUAAGACAGAAGCCUUGGGGAUAUCCUAUGGAAUUUCCUUCUUCCUCUUCUUCCUCCUCCUCCUCACCUGCUUUGCUGGUCAACUGGCAAAAUGUUUCCUGAAAGGCCCAAAGGCCUUAUACUGGGUCCCCUCCAUCUCGGCCAAUGUCUGCACCCAGCCGUGGCUACGGGUCUCACUCGGCAUCAUCACCAUCCUGGUAGUCCUCACCAUGGCUGUGCUGAACCUGUUCUUUAUGCCAGAGACCUCCUGCUUUUCAAGACCUCCAAAUUCCACCAUGGCGGGUAUGAACGUCACGCAAGAGUUUGUUCGCUCUGACUCUCUCUUCAGUGUGCCGUAUUACAUCUACUGCUGCAUCUUGGGUUUCCUCUCAUGUUCUCUCUUCCUGCAUAUGAACUUUGAGCUCAAGCUCACCAUGCUGAUGCUCUGCCUCGUCGUGUACAAUGUGCUGUUCCUUCACACCCACUCAUGGCUCUCAGACUGUUAUGUUUCCUGCCUGUACCCCAACCAGACAGCUCUCAGGCCCGGAGUGUUGAAGGAGCCCAAGACGAUGGGUGCAUUCUCGUUCUUUGUCUUCUUCUUCACACUCUUGGCUCUGGCCCGGCAGGUAUCAUUUCUCAUCUUUGAGACUGAGCACAGUGGAAAAAAUAGUGCCUAAGUUGUCGGGUUUGGCCCUGAUGCAUCCUUGCUUUCAACGUUUUCCUGUGACCAGGGAAAGCCUCUGCAAGACAGAUCAGAGGGGCAGAAUUCAGCUCCCUGUGCCACACCCCUGCAGUGAUGUUCAGGUGUGUCAUGUGCAACACAACUGCUCACAUAUUACGCUGGGCUGUGUGAGAUCCCAGAUCUGUCUGCAACUGGUAACAGCAGUGUUGAUGGGUUCCCUUUCCAUCCUUCAUUGGGAUUGUGGUAAGGAAGUUACAGGCCGGUGCUUUCCCUUCUUUGGCAUGGUCCCACUGAAACCCCACUCUUCUGCUCUUAGUAAUUCUGGACAGAUGACAUGGUACCUAAUGCCACAUUUAACUUCAUGGCCAGAUUGGCUGAUUCUCGGCCUGGCAACAUGCAGUGGGAACUGUUUACUGCAACAGAUUAGUAAACAGUUUAAUGAUAUGAAAUGCCUGGAAUGGUAAUGAGGUCAAAUUUCACUUAAGAAGAAAGUAAAUUUGACCUAAUUCCUGCUUUCUUGUGGUUUGCAGAUGAAUUUUGGUGGCAAACUGCAGCCAGUCUGAACUUACUGGCUUUUGUGGUUCAUGUUUGACAUCUAAUCUAUCUAUUCCCUUUAGUUUUUCACCACUCUGUAAUCCUCAUCUCAGAAUUUGAAACUGUGUGUGUGUGUAUUCCAAAUAGAUCAAGUCAACAAGUAGACAUUUUUGGCCUCCCUUUAGGGGGAAUUCUAGAGAACAUCAGCAGAAAUAUGGCCUGUGGCAAGUCAAAAUGUUCCUUGGAUUUGCUGUACAGUUUCCCACUACUGGAUUAAUAGAUCUACACAUGAGAGGCAUGGACUGUGUUGCUGAGACUGACCCUUCCUUUCCUGCCCGAGGAUCCAAAAUGUCAGGCAGGUCAUUACAAUGCAGAUCUUGAAUGGCCAUUCUCAAAUAACAAGACAAUGUGACUCUAAAGCCCUCUAGCAAGUUGGCCAAUAAGCCUCUGCUCAUGUAAAGAGUGAUGAGCUCAAACAAGAAACUUGUCCCCAGUCCUUCCCUUUCAUUGAAGCUGCCAUCAGUCUAGCUCCUGCUGGUGGAAAGGUGAGACCUACGCAAGCCUUCUAACAGGGUAGGUCACCUCUCCUGAAGCCUCAUCAGGAAGUGGGCAACACAGCAGCUCUCCCUGCUCUCCUGGGCCCCACUCACCUCUUCCAAGACAUGUCUGUUCUCAGGAUCAACCUGGGAAACUGCAGGCAUCAACCUUGAUGGAUCUUCAAAGAUUUCUGCCCGUGUGGUCUUCCUGCCCUCCUGUGACCUCUUCCUUGAUGUCCUUCCACUCAGAAUCUGAUAGCACAGGCCCUUAGAAGGUCAGCAAAGAGCGUGCAUCCAGCCCACUCACUACAGUUGCUUUUGUAAUAUUGAUGCCACACUUCAUGCACACAACUUUUGAUACCUUCCAAAUAAAUAAGCAAAACCCAUGGAGCCCUGCCAAAGCUACACCAGAACAGGAGAAGAUGGAGGUCUUUAGAAGGUAUGGGCAACACCCAAACCCAGUGAGAGUCAUACCCUUCUCCUACUGUUGAAAUUGUGGCUGCAGCAGUACCGGUUAGCAGCAGUGAAGAAUCAGUUCUUCAUCUUAACAAUGAGUCAUGCAAAGCUUCCCAGAAAAAGCAGCAUGUUUUUAGCCACAGUGAAUUUGACACAGGAAGUCCUGAGUGGGCUGCAAGAUGCCCACCCCGGCUUCCCAGAAGCCAUGUUUUCCUCCAUCAUGCAAAAAGGUGGGGAGAACCCUGAGGGUAGCUUGAGAUAUUUUUGAGCAGCAGAUGACUUUGAGAGUUUCUCUUUUUUCCUUCUGUCUUUUGAUUUGGCUUUUCCUUCAGCUGUUCACCAAUAGUGGAAGUGGGUUUAGGGGAAAGCAUCUGCCAGGUCUUUAGUUUGGAUUAACCAUUUGACAAAUGCAUAUGUUGGGAAAAUUCAGAUAGAUC